Messenger RNA from Linum tenue, 2307 nucleotides. The record is from the annotation of a GenBank genome assembly. NCBI's taxonomy places the organism in Eukaryota, Viridiplantae, Streptophyta, Magnoliopsida, Malpighiales, Linaceae.
UUGAAUUAUUUUAUAUUAUAUUCAUGUGCAAUUAGAAACUUAUUUAAGAGAGUAAAUAAAGAUGGGGAAAAAAAUGGAAACAACAAUCAGAAGAACACACACGUGCUGCCUCUCCGGUGACCCGACGUCGGCGGGGGAACUUGAGCCGGGUCGGGUCACGCCGAAGGUGGAAACCCGGGAAGUGAGACAGCAAUCUGACACCGUACGGGCCAAUUACCGCGAACUACAAAAACAAGUAUCUUCCAAGCUCAGCUCUCUCUCUCUCACAGAAAGCCACAGAGACCAUUUUACACCUCUGCGUUUCUUUCAUUCUGUUGUCCGUUCUCCAAGCUUUGAUUUCUCCUUGUCGUUUGGUAUCUGUCUCCAUUGUUGGGUCCGUUUGAGAAGGAAUCAGACUAAACUAAAACAAUACCCGCCAUUUCGCCGAAUCUCUCGACUUCCCAAGCUCGCUCUUGUGCCGCCACCAGGUUCGUUUAAAAAAAAAGGAGAAGUCUUUGGAUUCUUUCUCACCUAUUUUGGAAUUCUGCUUAGAGCAACAAGAGUUCAGUCUCCUCGGGGGCCUUUGAUUCCUUAGAAACUCGAGCUGUUGAACGGAGGUUUUGAUUCCUGUGUGACAAGCAAAAGUAUGGCGAGUUGGUGGAAAAAAGCUCUCUUCUUUCUCCCUUUCAUGUGCCAUUUUGAUUGUACUGUUCAGCUCAGAUUGGAGGGCAGCUUCAUUUGAAUCCCCUGAUUUCGUGUUUUUCUUUCUUCUUUCCUUUGAUUGAUGUCUUCAUUUGGGCUUGAAUCAUGUGCUGAUGGUGUUAGGAAGCUUCUGCAAUUAGUAGCAGCUGUUGUUCUGUUUCUUGCUUUAUUUAAUUUCCAAGCAAGAAUAGUCAAUUCUAGUCUGCUGGAUGGCAUUUGACUAGGAAUAGGGUUUCCUUUGAUUUUAUUUUAUUUGAUUUGGUUGGAUUCAAUUUAUUGCAUCUGGUCAUACCUCUUCUAGAAGGCAGUUGACAAUUUUGGGUUUCCCCUUAGGUUGUUCAUUAGCUCAUAAGCUUUCCCUUGUACCUACUUCUUCCUUUCCUCUCUUGUGUCAAAAACAGGUUGACACUUGAAACCCUAGGGCUCGAGAGAGAUUCAAGAGAUUAUCAGUCGAUACCACGAUGUUCCGUCGGAAGGCUAAUAAUGCUAACCAGGAUCCUGAGAAUGAUCCUCAGCAGCAAGAGGCUAAGAUCAACGAGCUCAAGGCCGCUAUAGGUCCUUUAUCUGGCCCGAGCUUGAAGUAUUGCAGCGAUGCAUGCUUCAGAAGGUACCUGGUAGCGCGAAACUGGAGUGUGGAGAAAGCCAAGAAGAUGUUGCAGGAAACUCUCGAGUGGAGGUCGAGCUAUAAGCCCGAAGAAAUCCGUUGGCCCCAAGUUGCACAUGAAGGUGAGACUGGGAAGAUAUACAGAGCCAAUUUCCGUGACAGACAAGGAAGGUCUGUACUUAUUCUCAGGCCUGGAAUGCAGAACACGAAAUCAUUCGAGAACCAAAUCCGCCAUCUGGUUUACUUGCUUGAGAAUGCAGUUCUCAACCUGCCAGAGGGCCAAGAGCAGAUGUCUUUCCUCAUCGACUUCACCGGCUGGUCGAUCACCAACAACGUGCCCAUCAAGACAGCGCACGAGACCGCCUCGAUUCUGCAGAACCACUACCCCGAGAGGCUGGCAGUCGCGUUCCUCUACAACCCUCCGAGGAUCUUCGAAGCGUUCUGGAAGGUGGUGAAGUACUUUUUGGAUCCCAGGACGUUCCAGAAGGUGAAGUUCGUGUACCCGAAGAAGAACAAGGAGAGCGUCGAGGUAAUGAGAUUGCACUUUGAUGAUCAGAACUUGCCAGCUGACUUUGGAGGGCAAGGUGACUUGCAGUAUGACCAUGCCGAGUUUUCGAAGAUGAUGAUUCAGGAUGAUGUGAAGACGGCUUCUUUCUGGGGGCUUGAUGCUGCAAAGUUGAAUGGUGUUGAGGUUGCUCCUACUGAGUCUUGAGUAUGAGAUUAAUGGGGAGAACUGCAGUCUAGCUGUUAGCUAAGCUAAGCAGCUCUGUUUGAGUUGAUAUAUUAAUCCUGCUUGAUUUCUUGCUAGUCUAGAAGAGAAGAAGGGUGACCCCUUUCUCCGAGCUAUUGCAUUUCUCUUUUCCCAAUUGCUGUUUGCAUUAUCUAAUUUUAUCAAUCCAAUGUGACGAUUUAACUGGCUAAUUCGAUUUAAACUUGACCAACUGAAAGGUGGCGUAUGACUCGAUAAACCGAUUGAGAUUUAUCAGUAACUCGAGUUCAUUUGAUCCAGGUUUGUAUUAUGU